Columba livia (rock pigeon) is the source of this 8186-nucleotide messenger RNA. RefSeq names its product ras homolog family member H (gene RHOH). Gene Ontology annotation, cellular component: cell projection; cytoskeleton; cytoplasmic vesicle. The coding region runs from base 5168 to 5743 and encodes 191 amino acids. Gene Ontology annotation, biological process: motor neuron axon guidance; establishment or maintenance of cell polarity; engulfment of apoptotic cell. NCBI's taxonomy places the organism in Eukaryota, Metazoa, Chordata, Aves, Columbiformes, Columbidae. Gene Ontology annotation, molecular function: GTP binding; protein kinase binding; GTPase activity. The transcript has 2 exons. The record is from RefSeq and is a predicted model, not a curated record.
UAAAUUAGAUUAGAUAGUUGUUAGCAAGCAGAUCUGUCAGUGCUUUUUUGAUGUGACUAUACGCCGGCCUGCUGUUCCCGCCAGAAUAAGGUGGGAUUGUGCAUUUCAUUGUGCUUCUUUGUAUUUUAUGUUUCUAAACCCCACCAUUUAGACCAGUGCAUGUUUAUGAAUGUUCCAGUAGAACAGACCAUACACAUAUACAUACUUGACUUUACAAUGUGGUUUAAUGUAAUUUUUCAAAGACAGCUCUGCGGAUGUAUCACACAAGUGAAGUCCAAUUUACCAGAGAUGGUGUGUACAGACUUGAUGUGAAUACCAUGUUUGAGACUUGUGCAGUAACCACAGGGUAGAAAAGCCCCAUGUGCACUUGCUUCUUGCUAAGCUGAGAAUGUAGGCCUGGUCGGGCAUAAUACCAAGCUAGGUUAGGUGCUACAAGCCAGGAAAAACAGUAGUUCUGUAUUUAUAGAUAAUCUGCGUUUUCAUAAGUAAUCUGUACUUGCUAUCUAAAUUCCGGAGCAAAGAAUGAAAAUGUUAGAAAUUGACUUGAUUCUCAUGUAUAGCAAGACAAAAACUCAUAGUCCAUUGGCAGGGCAAAGUGGCUGUAAAUUACUAUCAUUUAAACCCAUCUUGUGGGAAUUUAACUGUGCCAAAGCAGAGUGAGAUGGCUUCAUCGAAGAUAAGCAUGAGACCUCACAUGAUUGCCUACAUCAGAGGACAGUCCCUGUGUCUACAUGCAGCUCAGUAAAAACAUGAGGUUGGAGCUAUAGUUCCAGAAAGUUACUAAAAUUACUAUUUCCAGCCCAGUGACCGGCUUUCUCAAGAAAAUGUUUGUAUGUAGAAGCUGAACAGAUUUUAGCUCAAAUGCUCCAUUGGGAGUGUGAAUUUGGGGAUGAAAUGAAAGCACUCUGCCUGCUGCGUAAAUCCAGCAACUCAGAGACGGAUGCUAAAGUUGCAUCGGCUAGCAACAGCUGCCAGUGACAUCGGGGAGGCAAUCUCUUGUACAGCGAGGGGCAAGCCAUAUAAGUCUUGCAGAUAUAAGUGGACACUUUGCACUACACCCAGAGCACACAGGAAAUGAGCAGAAAUUGCGGCGGCGGUCUUGGCAGGCCGCACCUCUGGCCUGUCUCGUAGAGCAGCGGGGCUGCAUCAGCGGAAUAUCCCAAGGAACUUUUCUUGGUGACGCUUUCUGUUAACUAGCCGGGAGGACACCAGGCAGGGAGAUGAAAUUCUGCUGUUUUGCCUCUUGCUUUUGCUGUGCAGCUCUAGAUGCAUCUCAGCAGCGAGGUUCGAGCUUUAAAUGAAAAGGAUUUUUACCAAAAAGUGCCUCUUCUCUCUAAAAAAAAACCCUCAAUUUUCUUCAUAAAAUGUUGGCACUGUGCUUCUAUAGCUUUAAUUAAGAAACUGUUGAAUGUUUCUGAAUGCACCAUUCAAGUGAUUAAUUUGAUUUGGCAUUGGCCAUACAAUGAAAAAUAGUAGGAUUUUUAAUAAUGCUUUUGAUUAUGGUUAGAAAAGAAAUAAAAGAAGUAACUGUGAAACUUGCCUUUUCAUACUUUUUCGAAGUCUUACUGUGACAUUUCAGGCAUCACGUUACACAGGUUAACAUUGUUUCCAAAUUAGGUUCUUGAUUUUGACUAACAGUGUGUGGUUUUAUUAAAUCAGCAGUUUUCAAAUGUUUCCAUGCUAUGAGCACAGUUUAAAAAAUGUCUUGGGAUAAUCCCAGUGUAGUAAUUAAGAGAGGUAGUUGUCUGUAGCUGCCUCGAGCCCACUAUUAAAGCAUUACUGCUUUGAAGUACUUAAUAGGAUCACACAAAUACAACAAAGCGAUGUAAUAACAAAAUUUGUGGGUUGUAGCCUACCAUUAGCUCUUCUCCACGAAACCAAAUCGUUUCAUAAGCGCUUCGCCAAAUUUAGUUGUGCUUCAAUUCUUAUGUCAGUGGAGAACUGGAAAACCUCCCUAAUCCACCAAAAGCGUCAGUCUGCACUGGAAGGGGAGACAUUUGGGGCCAGCAAAACCUCUGUAAUACAGCAAUGAGUGUGAACACUGGAAGUCACGAGUACAAAACAUUGGUGUAUCGGGUCUAAAAUGAGCAGCUGUCAAAGUAGCAGGGAGCAGCAGUCCCAGUGGUCACGUUCUGCUGGAGGCUGUGCUGGCAGAUUGCCAUCGCUGCUGGGGUGGCAACUGGAGGGCAGCUGGCAACACGCUCUGACCACUCACUGCCUGCGUGUGUUCCUCGCAGAGCGGCUAUGGGGGUAUUUGCUUGUUCCUGGCCUUGCUCCUGGCUGUGCCCUCUGUUUUGUGCAGAUUCUUCGAUCUUUCCCACCCUGGACAAUCACUUGCUGCUGACUCUGUGUCGUAUUUCUUUUGCACAAGGAAUUGCAUUUGGUUACAGAACCAAAAAGGAGUGUAAAUUCCUACAGGAUGUUGCGGGUGCUGAACUUGGCAUGCUUUGUCUUUACCUGAUGAAAUGUCUGAACUCACUGGAAACCACAAGAGGAUUCUGCUAUGGUUUGGGGGUUUCCCCAAUGGGGGGCCUUGGUGACCUGUCACAUAGGAAAGACCCAGCAUGUGCCAGAAAGGGAACUAACACCUGUCCUGGCAGAGGAUGGCACGAAGGGCUAUGGUUAUGUACCAUGCACGAUGCCGCUUGUCACACACAAGUGUGAGUGUGGAGUACCGGUCUCCAUUACUGACACUCCUGGUUUGAGGCUUUUGUACCAUCUGGUGAUAUCUCUUUUCCACGUGAGUGACAGGGAGGCGCUUUGGAAGGUUAUCCUGCCUUAUGUCAACAUACAGACGAGAUGGGCUCUCCUAAUAUAAAAGUGUGGGAUCAAGACCCCUACAUAGUUAGGAAUCUGUUUUGGUCAUCUCCUGUGCACACAGUCAUUGAAAGAAAAUCUCUCACUCUAGCGAGAAAGCUGUUCCUUCCUUUUGCUGAUAGGCAUGCAGGUGGACACAGUCUGCAGCUUGCCUUCUUUUAUUUUUUUCCCCAUUAAAUGACUGUUCUUAAAAGCUGGUAAAGUCUUUAGAGUUCCAAGUUAUUGAAUUAAUGACAUACUGAAUUAUCUAUUAACUUCCUCUCAUCAUCUGUGUGCUGUGUUUUUUUCAUUACAAAAAUAUAUUAUAAAAUAUCUGUCUUUAAAGUCUCUCAUGUAAUUUCUUUUGUUUCCAUCAAUUUAAAUGCAGGAUUUUAAAUUCAUGUAUCUUUCAGUGGAGUUUUAAUUCUGGAUGAAAAGCCGUUGGGUGAAAUAUCUCUGAGUUUGAAUCAGGUCCACCAGGAUUCAAAAAUACAGCAUGGGAAAUGUUCUCAUAAUGUUAAACCGUAGCUCUCCUAAAAUAUCUCCCUUUUCAUAUACAUGUUCAUUUUAAUGCAAAAUAUGUAAAAAACAAGAAAAUCAAGGAAAUCUUUAAAUGCUUCCCUCUGAAAAACAGGAACUCUGCAUUAAGAUUUACUGUGGCGUGGGGAUUUGUAUGGUCUUCAAGCCAGCUGAAAGCCAAAUAGAUGUCAGCUUUAAGUACCUGAAAUGGCUUCUCAAAAUACUGGAGUGAAGAAUGAGUGAGAAGGAUUUGUAUAUUACUUUUGGUGGUAAAGAGUAGGGGCUUUUCUCCUCUUAACCUAUUCCGUGUGACCCAGUCCUGUCUGCAGUAUUAUAUGUUUUAUACAAAAGCAACAAAAAAUUAAGGUUAUACCGGAAUUAGAGAAAAGUAAAGGAAAUCAGGCACUGAAAUACAUAUUCUGCUCUGACAUAUGGUUGGUGUAAGAUAAAAAUCAAUGUAAAAUCUGAACUACCAGGUGUAAUUUGUGAUUAUUCCAGAAAAAAAAAAAAAAUGACAGCAUGUUCAUUUGAAAUUGAGCAUUAGUCAUAACUAUGUAUAGGAUGUAUGCAAUUUGAUGUAGGCAAGUAGGCAUGCCCCUUCAUGGUGUUUAAUCUGAUUUACUAUGAUUAGGGAACUAUAGGGAGACUACGUAGUGAGAAAAAAUAUGUUAUUCCCUGUCCUGUAAAUACAUAUUAACUCUUAUUUUAUCCUUGUGCCGGGCACAGUGCUUGAAUACCGAAUUGUGGAAUACAUUGUGGAAGGCAACUCCUUUCUUAAUUUAUAGAACCAAUCAAAAGGAUAAAGACCUUAAAUCCACAAAUGCAGGAAAUGUUAUGAUAAUUGUAUGUUUUGUACCGCACUUUCUACUUGUGAGCUGGUUGAAAUUAUUUCCAAGCAAGCCCUCCAGAUUUUUAACAUUUUAAUAUACAUGUGUGCACACAAAAUUUAAAAGUGAAUUUUAAAAGAUGGCAGUUUCCCUCUGGCUGAAAUACAGACUAUGAUUUUAAACAGUCUAAUAUAUACAGAGAUAAGGAAAAGCUUUUUGUUGCUGGCAAUUCAAAGAGGAAAAGCUAAAAUUGCCAGCCAGUUUCUCAGUGUUAUAAAAUAAAUAACUGACCAAAUUAUUGUUGCUUCCUUAGCUAGCUUUGCUCAUUACCUCAAGAAGUUUAGCAUUCGUCACAGCAGAACCGAAUGGUUGCAUGCAGUAAAUAUGUGUUUUUCCACCCCCCAAAAAAAAAAUCAAUAUGUUUUAGCAAGAAGUCAUUGUUGUGGAUUGUUUGAUCAACUGAAACAUCAUUAUUUAUUGCUCAAAACACCUAUACAUUCAACACAUUUUCUUCUAAUCACAAAAUAUGCAAAAAUAACCUUCCAUCAAACAUUGGAUAAUUCUGUUCUAACUAAUAUUUUCCUCCUCCUAAUUUACCUCCCACUGAAAUAAAACUUAUGCAAAUACAUAAUUUAACUAACAUGGAGAACCUCCUUCUCCUCCCCAUGAGGUUAGGGGGGGAAGAUCUGGGCUUGAGAGUCUCCUUAUUUUGUGGUAGGCAUUUUAUAAAACUUAAUAGACAACUGAAAGGAACCUUGGAGAUCUUACGAGUGAUCCAUGGCGGGCAGCAGAGAAACGAAACACCAUUUGACUCACUGAGGAUUUUAAACUGACAGCACCGUAGAGACGUGUGGGAGAAAAGGGGAUUUUAAACCCAAGUGACACUAUGAAGUCUUGAGAAGUAAAGAGAUUUGGACGGUUUAUUACCAAAUGGAAGUUAUCUAGAGAGCUUUCAAGACCACUGCAUCUCUCCAUCCCACUUCUGCUGCACAGAAACAGUGCUCUCGGCCCUGGACGUUAAUAAAAUGCUGGAUUCAGUCAAGUGUGUCCUGGUGGGAGACUCUGCAGUGGGCAAAACAUCACUCUUGGUGCGUUUCACCUCUGAGACUUUUCCAGAUGACUACAGACCCACUGUAUAUGAAAAUACCGGAGUGGACGUCUUCAUGGAUGGUGUACAGAUUAGCCUGGGUCUUUGGGACACAUCUGGCAGCGAUGCCUUCAGAGGCAUUCGCCCCCUCUCAUACCAACAGGCAGAUGUGGUAUUAAUGUGCUACUCAGUGGCAAAUCACAAUUCCUUUCUGAACCUGAGGAACAAAUGGAUCAGUGAGAUCCGCAGCCAUUUGCCACGCAUCCCCAUUUUGGUGGUGGCCACUCAGACCGAUCAGCGUGACACGGGGCCCUACCGCUCCUCCUGCAUCAGCCCGAUGGAGGGGAAGCGUCUGGCCCAGGAUGUGCGAGCCAAAGGCUAUUUGGAGUGCUCUGCCCUCAGCAACCGCGGGGUGCAGCAGGUGUUUGAGUACGCUGUGCGGACAGCAGUCAAUCAAGCCAAACGGCAGAACAGGCGGAAGCUCUUCGCCAUUAACGAGUGCAAGAUCUUCUGAGGACGGUCAGCACUGGGUUUGCCCGCGUUCAUUCUUUCCGUCUUCGCACAAAGAUACCGCAGCAGAUGGAAUGGGAGGUGAAUCAAAGGAGGACUCCUGGCAGAACCACAGUGCAGGUGCCCCGGGUGAGACAGAUGUGCACUCUCUCUGAUCUGCUCCCUGCCAACACACAUGGACACUCUCUUGGAAAACAAAAGGUGCAGGUACAUCCCCUUAUUCACAAGCCCAUGUUUGGACUUUGCUACCCUGGACUGGAGCAGGCUUAGCCUGGAGAUCUGCAGAUAAUAUCUGCAUUGAUUUUGUUGGGUUUUUUUGUUUUUUUCUCUUUCUGUUGAUGUUCCUCAGUUGUUGGUUUGUCUGCAUUUAUUUAACAACAAACUUCUGCCUGGAUCAACCCCCACCUCUUGACAUGUAUGUCCAUGUGGAGCUUUUCUUUUAAAGAACUUAGUGUAUAAAAAUCUGACCCCUGUGUAUUCUAUUUAAAAGACUCUUGUAUACGUUGUUGUAAAAGGCUGACAGUUUAUUUUUACAUUUUGAAGGUUCUUCCUUUAGCUAACCACAGAAACAAAUUGUCCUAUCCAUGUAAUAAAUGGCCUGCAGGAAAGCCCAGCACUUCUUAGACAUACCUGGGCCACUGCAUAGUAAUCAAACCCAGUAUGACCAGCAAAGGAGUGAUCAAAACUUAGUGACAUUUGACAACUGUCCUGUGGCUUUUUGAGAUGUAUUUUGUUAUCUUGCUCCUCAGCAAUGUGGCCAAAAAUGGGAUCAACCAGGAGGAAACUAGCCUGACUCUUCCUAGACCUCACCUGGUUACAACCUCCGAAAGGCUGGCUUGCAGUCAGGGAUGGUUUCAACAUAUGGUUGGGGUGGCAGAGAUUAUCCUGCACUGUCAUCACCACUGUUGUCCCUGCUCUAACUCUAGAGGCAAAAGAUUUCAGUCUUCAGGGAUGAAAGGUAUUUUUAAUGAGCACUAAAAUUUUCACAUACAUUUAGUACACUUCUUUUUGAAAUAGUGGUUUUAGUGAAAUCAGUCACCUUCUAUAGUGAAAAAUUAAGUACAUGGCAAUGUUGAAUGUGCGCAUUUAGAAUGACUAAAUAACAUUAUUAUUUGAGUUUGCGUACUAAGUGUGACUGCCUGGGUUGUAUCAAAAUAAGACUGAAACAGGCUUUGCAUCCUGGGGAGCCUGGCAAGUCUAAGAGUCAAAUGCUGAUGUACCUACUUGGGUAAAGUUACCGUCCUGCAUAGAAAGUCAGGCUAAGGAGGUGAAAACUCCAGGUGUGUAAGAGAACUCUGCUAGAAGAUAGAGUGGGGUCAACCCACAAUGCUGUACAUUCAUUGUGAAUUGUGGUGUUCCACUUCUCCUCAGGUUACCUGUCCCUUCUGCCCCACACCACCUCUCAGGACUUCCAGAUCUAUCUCAUCCCAAGGUUUCUGCUGCCCAGAGAGGAAAUCUCCUGGGGGAUUUUUUAGUGCAGCAAGACUUUUAUUCUUCCUUUCUCUGUCCUUCAGCUAGCUCAGAACUGACCUUUGAGGGGCUUAUAGUAUGGUGCCAUAAAAGAUGGCACAUAGCACAGUACGAUGUUUCUCCCUCCACGUGGGUCUGAGAGAGUGACCUGUGUCUGUUUUGGCUGAGCCCAGGCUACUGUGUUUCAACAGGAAUGAAUGCAGCAGCUUGUCUGAUUCCAAUCCAAGGUGGGACUUCAGGAGUUACCCUGCUAAGCAAAUAAGCUAUAGCUCAGAUCUUAUCUAUUUAUAGAUUGUCCCUGAAAAACUGGCUAGGUGCUCUUCUCCAUAUUCCUUUCUGCCUCUGAGCUCCUCUAUAAAGAGUAUUUCCAAAUUAAAUCAUUCCCUUCCUGUGAAUCCCAGAGAUGAUCUCACCUGUGGUGUAGGUGAGCAAGUAUUGGCAUUGCAGACGCCUUGAAUAGCAGAGGUGCACAGGACCCUUGAGUUUGUGAUUGUCCUGCCAGCUCCCAGGCUGGUGAAUAUUCACCAACCUGACUGUAAGGGAGGCUUUUGGUCAUAAAAACAUACUGGUGUCCUGUGAGGUUUACAUAUCAGCUUUAAAUCUUUACAAGCUUCUGCACCCAAGCACAUAAGACGAGGGCUCCCAUCACCGCCCAUCUUUCUUGUACUCUUCUCUUUCCUACUUUCUCUUCUGGUAUUGAUUGCAAAUCCUUUGCUCCCUGAAACACUAAAACUGACCUGUUUGUAGAAGAACCUGAAAGGUGUGAUACUUAUGCAGAGCUCCACAAGUGGGUAGGUAUUGGCAGUCCUUGGUUAAAAAGCUUUUGGCUUUUGGAAUAAAUAUGUUUCUACAUCUCCACUCUUGCAAUGCCUCUUCACUGAAAGUUUUGGGGUUUGUUACCCUAAUUUAAAAGCAGCCAUUGUUACUGUUUGAACAUUAAAGAUUACAUGUAAAAUGUCAUAUUGUGAAUCUUCAAA